Molecule: messenger RNA, 615 nt
Organism: Malassezia globosa CBS 7966
Lineage: Eukaryota; Fungi; Basidiomycota; Malasseziomycetes; Malasseziales; Malasseziaceae
Exons: 2
Coding region: 1-615 (204 amino acids)
Biological process (GO): translation; negative regulation of translation
Cellular component (GO): cytosolic large ribosomal subunit; ribosome
Molecular function (GO): mRNA binding; structural constituent of ribosome
Source: RefSeq, a predicted model, not a curated record
AUGUCGCUGAUGCAAAGCACUCCGUUCAUUGUCGACGGCAAGGGCCACCUCCUUGGCCGUCUUGCCUCGAUUGUGGCCAAGCAGAUCUUGCUGGGCCAGAAGGUGGUUGUGGUCCGUUCGGAUCUCAUCAAUGUCUCGGGCAGCUUCUUCCGCAACAAGUUGAAGUACCUUGAGUUUAUGCACAAGCGUCACCUUGUGAACCCAUGCAAGAACGGUCCAUUCCACCACCGUGCUCCUUCGCGCAUUUUCUUCCGCGCGGUCCGUGGUAUGGUGCCGCACAAGACCGCCCGUGGCGCGGCCGCGCUUCAGCGCCUCAAGGUCUAUGAGGGCAUGCCGCCGCCAUACGACCGCAAGAAGAAGUUUGUUGUUCCGGAUGCGCUGCGUGUGCUGCGUCUCAAGCCGGGUCGUAAGUACGCUACAUUGAAGCGCAUCUCGAGCGAGGUCGGCUGGAAGUACCAGGAGACGGUCGACAAGCUGGAGGCCAAGCGUGUUGUCAAGCAGCAGGCCUUCCACGAGCGCAAGAUGGCCAACAUCAAGCGCCGUGCCGCUGCUGCCACGGCUGCUGCUUCCGAGUUGGAGCCUAUCAACAAGCAGCUCGAGCAGUACGGCUACUAA